AACCAACCCUCAUUAUUAAGAAUAACCAAAAAGAAAAAAAGUAAAAUUCCAUAACCAAGAGUGAUUUGUUGUUUUGGUAAUUGCCUCACUGCAUGCAUAUAUAAUACAAGUUUAAACAUAUAUUUAGUCAUGUCCGAUCCAGUGAAAGAAAUUGUUCCUCAAUCAUCAGCGAAAGAUCAACAUGAUUAUUCUUCUUCAUCAUCCACCGAUGGCGAUGACUUUCGACAACCCACAAAUGACAAGUCUCACCUCUUUGGCCGCCAGAAACCUGUCCAUGCAGCUCUAGGCGGUGGCAAACCUGCUGAUAUUUUGCUGUGGAGGAACAAGCAGAUUUCAGCUGGGAUGCUUGCUGCUGCUACUGUCAUUUGGCUUCUAUUUGAAUGGAUUGGUUAUCAUUUGCUCACUUUCAUUUGUCAUUCCCUCAUACUUACAUUGGCCAUCUUGUUCUUUUGGUCUAAUAUCUCCCACUUCGUCAACAAGAAUCCUAUGGAAUUUCCAGAAAUUAUAUUGCCGGAGAAGUUGUGGACACAAGUUGCUUUACUUUUGAGGGACAGAUUCAACUGGGCAUUUGCUCUUUUCUGGGAAGUUGCUUCUGGAAAAGAUUUGAAGAAGUUUCUCUAUACUAUUUUAGCUUUGUGGAUUGUAUCGAUUGUUGGCAGCUGGUUCGAUUUUCUCACCAUUGUUUACAUCUUAUUUGUUAUGAUGUUGACAAUACCAUGUUUCUAUGAGAAACAUGAAGAUCAAGUAGAUACCUAUGCACAGAAGGCCAAAAAAGAACUCAAGAGACAGUACAGUCAUUUGGAUGAGAAGGUUCUUCAGAAACUACCAAAAGUUCCUUUCGUUAAAGACAGUAAGCUGCAGUGAUGGCAAUCUAUUUCCAGGCGGUUACCGGCAUCACAGUAGGAGUCUCCUAAUUUUUUCAUUUUACAAGCAAUACUACCCAAAGAAUUCUUACGCUUCAGGAUGUUUAUAGAAAAGAGUUUGUAUGAUUCUCCGCAAUUCUAAGUGCAUUCCUCCGUCAAUCCCUAUCUAUUAUUUCCGUUGUUGUUGGUUAUUAGUUAUACAUAGGAGUGAAUCUAUACAUUACGAAGUCACUUUCACUAUUUGAAUCAGAAUUAAAGAUGAUAUACAAGCAAUUAUGAGAUUUUUAUGUCA
Molecule: messenger RNA, 1155 nt
Organism: Solanum pennellii
Lineage: Eukaryota; Viridiplantae; Streptophyta; Magnoliopsida; Solanales; Solanaceae
Product: reticulon-like protein B5
Exons: 5
Coding region: 130-864 (244 amino acids)
Source: RefSeq, a predicted model, not a curated record